Molecule: messenger RNA, 4127 nt
Organism: Hippoglossus stenolepis (Pacific halibut)
Lineage: Eukaryota; Metazoa; Chordata; Actinopteri; Pleuronectiformes; Pleuronectidae
Gene: abcg2d
Product: ATP-binding cassette, sub-family G (WHITE), member 2d
Exons: 16
Coding region: 1040-3040 (666 amino acids)
Cellular component (GO): plasma membrane
Molecular function (GO): ABC-type transporter activity; ATP hydrolysis activity; ATP binding
Source: RefSeq, a predicted model, not a curated record
UUAAGGUCAAAAAAGUUACAUAUAGUUUGAGAGAGAGCGAGAGAGAGAGACUUUAGCACAAAUCAAUACACUUUCACUUAGCAUUGUUAAUAAUUUGUCCUUAGCCGGUCAACCACAAACAAAAAUUGUAGACGACUUAAUCUUACACGCCUUUACUCCAUCAUAGUUUGUAUUUUAGAUUUUGUCUUAUUUGACUGCAUUUUUGUUUCAUGUUGAGGUUUGAUCAAUUUUAAACUUGCUGCAAGAUUCAUUCUUUACUUUUCGCAAAACUUGCUGCUGUGUUCUCCUUUGUUCUUCACCAGACAGACAUUGAUUUCAUGCAUUUCAGCACAAAAACUAUAAAUUCAUAGAUUUCUGAAACUUUCCUAACCUGUAGACCUAUACUCCAUCACAUUUUACGUUUUAAUCCUUUAAUUACCUAUCGGUAUUAUUUUGAGGUUUAAUUGAUUUUAAAUGUCUGCUGUUUUAUUCACGACUAAAACUUUCUUAACAUUUACGCCCAAACUCCAUCAAAGUUUGCAUUAGGAUUUUUGUCCCCUUUAAUUGUAUUUUUUCCAUGUUAAGGUUUGAUUGAUUUUAAAUGUCUUUUGCUUUAUUCACUUUUUAGUCAAUAUUUUAAAAAAUCAUGAAGUUGUGUUCGAAAUUUGUCCUUAACCAGGCAGCUAUUUAUUUCCAUGCAUUUUCAGCACAAAAACACUAAAUUCACAGACCUCUGAAACUUUCUUAAUUUGUAGGCCAACAGUUUACAUUCAAAUGGUUGGCACCUUUAAUUCCAUUUUUGUCGGGGGUUGAGGUUUAAAGUUCUUAUUGAGUUUAAAUGUCAGCUGCUCUUCCAUGUAAGGCCGAUUCAAAGUGAUGUCUUCAUUGACAUGAUGUGUGCUGGAGAGGUGAGGGUUAAAACCAUGUGGGUUGGGUGUGAUCCCAGUGAAUAGCGAGGCACCUGUCCCUGCUGUCAGGAGCUGAUGUUAGUCCGCCUGUUCAGGCUGCAGCAGCAGGACUUCCCACAGUCUCACGGCUCGGGUGCUCGCCGCAGAGGACGAUGGAGAGAGCCAAUCACAUCAACAUCGCAAUGAUAGAAGAUAUCGGCACCAACGGGACGGCCACUUCAAAGGGUGUCACAUGCACGGAGCAGAACAAGCAGCCGUGUGGAUCCACUGUGAGCUUCCACAACGUCCAGUACAAAGUGCAGCUGAGGAGCGGCUUCUGCAAAAAGACAAGCAGCCCCAAGGAAAUACUGGUGGACCUCAAUGGGAUAAUGAGACCCGGCCUGAACGCAAUUCUCGGACCUACUGGAAGUGGAAAAUCUUCAUUCUUGGAUAUUCUGGCAGCGAGGAAGGAUCCUUCGGGUCUCUCAGGAGAAGUUCUCAUCGACGGAGCUCCACAGCCUCCAAACUUCAAGUGCCUCUCAGGCUACGUGGUUCAGGAAGAUGUGGUCAUGGGGACCCUGACUGUGAGGGAGAACCUGCGUUUCUCUGCAGCUCUGCGUCUGCCCAGCGCUGUGCCGCAGGGGGAGAAGGAGGCUCGAGUCAAUCACCUCAUCAAAGAACUGGGUCUCACCAAAGUGGCCGACUCCAAGGUGGGCACACAGAUGAUCCGGGGAAUCUCAGGAGGAGAGAGGAAGAGGACGAACAUUGGUAUGGAACUCAUUAUCGAUCCCUCAGUUCUCUUCCUGGAUGAACCAACCACUGGACUGGAUGCUAGCACUGCCAACUCCGUGUUACUGUUGCUGAAAAGAAUGGCCAAUCACGGAAGAACCAUUAUUAUGUCGAUCCACCAACCUCGCUACUCCAUCUACAGACUGUUUGACACUCUGACUCUGCUGGUUAGUGGUAAAAUGGUUUAUCAUGGACCAGCUCCGAAUGCUUUGGACUACUUCGCCAACAUUGGUUAUCCCUGUGAGCCCCACAACAACCCAGCUGACUUCUUUCUGGAUGUUAUUAAUGGAGACUUUACUGGUGCAACCAUGACCAAAGUGCACGGCUCUGAAGAUUUGGACUUUGAGGAGCUCAGCAGCUCCACGCAGAGCAUCGAGAAGCACCUGAUAGAGGAGUACAGGAACUGCAGCUACUUCAGCGACACACAAGCCGAGCUGGAACGCAUCGUCCAGGACAAGGAGUACAUCUUACGUCCGAAGUCUCGCACCAUCACCUACAACAGCUCCUUCUUCCACCAGCUAAGAUGGGUGCUAAAGAGGACCUUCCAGAACCUCAUGUUGAACCCACAAACAUCUGUUGCCCAGCUGGGAGUCAACAUUUUCCUCGCCCUCAUCGUCGGAGCCAUUUUCUUCGGAAUCAAAGACGAUCAGAGCGGGAUCCAGAACAGGAUGGGCGCCCUCUUCUUCAUCACCACAAACCAGUGUUUCAGCACCGUGUCUGCAGCUGAGCUCUUCAUCGUUGAGAGGCAACUGUUUGUACACGAGUACAUCAGUGGUUACUACAGAGUGUCUGUCUACUUCCUGUCAAAGAUCCUGUCUGACAUCACCCUGCGCACCUUCACCUCUGUUAUCUUCAGCUGUAUUGUUUAUUUUCUGAUCGGGCUCAAAUCUACCGUCUCUGCCUUUUUCAUCUUCACGCUGACCGUCACCCUGGUGGCCUACACAGCCACAGCCAUGACCAUGGCCAUCUCGGCCGACCAGAGCGUCGUGGCUCUCGCCAACAUCUUCAUGACCAUCACCUUUGUCUUCAUGAUGAUUUUCUCAGGUCUCCUGGUGAACCUGCCCAGCAUCAUGGAUUGGCUGGCAUGGCUGAAGUACUUCAGUAUUCCUCGCUACGGCCUCGCGGCCUUGAACAUCAAUGAGUUUGUUGGUUUAAAGUUCUGUGAGGAGGCCGUGAGACGAGACGCCAACAUGUCGGCUGGAGCGUCAAACUGCAGUAUGAGCACAGCCGCUCUCACGUGCACAGGAGAGCAGUAUCUGGACUACCUGGGGAUCGAGUACACCACCUGGGGCCUGUGGGAGAACCACACGGCUCUGACUGUUAUGUCCUUCGUAUUCCUCCUCAUCGCCUACCUGAAACUACGCUACAUCAAGAAAUUCACUUAGAAUGUUGAAGUCUGAAUAGUGAUUCAUUUUUGUCGUUGAGGAACCAGACCAGCAGAGAGUUAGAUGAGAUACCACAUAUCUGUACUCAGCACUAAGACUGGAAGCAGAGGGGUUUUCAGGUUGUAAUGAUUUGGGAUCCUUUUUGUAUCAUUUGGAAAUUUUCCCCGAAUGAAAAUGUCGCCUUUACUCUUCUUCUUUUCCACUGAGUGUUAUUGAGAUUGACAGAGGAUUGAGUUCAGUACAAGAUAGUGACUGAUAUUCAUAACAGAAAACAAAUAGGCUUGAACUUUUGCCUUUUUGAAAUAAUUUUUCUGUCCACUGUGAGAUAUAAGCCUUCUACCCACAUGUUAAGAUCACAGUAAUUACAGUUGUUUUAUAUUUCAGUAACCGUGGAUGUAAAACCAAUGAGCAAAGGAUUGUCUCAGGACUUGUCAAGCACUGGAAUUCAAAAUAUUAGGCGACUUUUAUGCCAGUUGGGUUUGAGGCUCUGAUUCAGUCCACUGUUGAUCCACUGUUGAUAUGAAAAUACCGAAUAGCUUUGAAGUACAGAUAUGAGUUUAUUGAUCUUUUCAUCUAACUCUCGGCAAGAAAGUGAUUGUAUUUCUGAAAAUGUCAAACUUAUUCCUGUAAAUGUGCCUUUGUCUUUCACAAAAACUGUUUCCACCAAGUUAACGUUUCAUCGCCUCAUUCACCUAAAACAGGUGCAAGCUUCUGUUAUUCCAGUGUUAUUCAAUGUGGUUAUUUAUGAAUAUUUACAGUUGUUGUAUUGUUUUGAAAAUCAGACUAUGCCUUUAUUCAGUACUUGUGUAUCUCAGUAGUGUUGAUAUAUUCAGCCUUUGCACAUUUACCAAAUUACACCAAAGUGAAUUCAUCUCCAGUCUAAAUGCAUUAUUUGUUAUUGUAGAUAUUGUAGAAUUAUAUCAGAUAGAUUUUCAGUGUUAACUUUCUUUAUUGUUCCAAAGUAAACAUCUAUACAUGUUUUAUUCAAUGCAGUAAUUAAACAGUGUUUUGUUGUCUUUCAGUAAUUCUGUUGAGAUUUAUGCAUUGUAAGUGUUAAGUAAAAAACUGAAAUGUAUUUAAAAACGUA